UCCACAACUGAAACAUCCACUUCUGAACACCAUGUCCUACUACAGCCAUCUUUCUGGUGGCCUGGGCUGUGGCUGUGACUAUGGGAAGGACUUGGCUGUGGCUGAGUAUGACAGGUGCAGACAUGGCUGCCACUCAUCUUACUCUGCCAGGUAAUGACACCAUGGAUUCCACCGAGGAACACCUAGAGCAGUUCAGUCUACUGCACUCCUCC
Molecule: messenger RNA, 212 nt
Organism: Symphalangus syndactylus (siamang)
Lineage: Eukaryota; Metazoa; Chordata; Mammalia; Primates; Hylobatidae
Gene: KRTAP20-4
Product: keratin associated protein 20-4
Source: RefSeq, a predicted model, not a curated record